UGGAUUAUUACUUCCUUUUAAUUGAGAACAUUGUGAUAUCUGAUUAUAGUUCAUUGUACAAGUUACCUUGUUAGACCUUGGUCCCAGAUUCGCAAUAUGUCGUCUGAUCGUACUCCUAAGUACCGGCAGGAGAUCCAGCAGAUGAUGUUUGUAUCUGGAGAAACUGCUGAGCCUUCAAUUGAGACCACCACCCUUAUAGAAGAUAUUGUGCGACAGCAAGUAGUCGAGCUUCUUGCUCGCAGUACUGCCUUAGCUACUCGCCGUGGUGUCAGAUCCAUAUCUACUGAUGAUUUGAUCUUUUUGAUUCGUCACGACAAGGCUAAAGUGUCGCGUUUGAAGACAUUUCUGUCAUGGAAAGAUGUCCGGAAGAAUGUGAAAGACUCUGACGACAAGGGCGGCGCUGAUGCGGCUGACUUUGCCGGGGCCGAUGACCCUAUGGCUGGUGGCGUCGUUGCAGGUCCCCAGGAUGUUGCAUCUAAGCCCAAGAACAAAAAAGCGCGUGUUGGGCUUGCUUGGGACGUCAAUAGCUUCUACUCAGUCCAAGUUCCAGAGAGAGAUGACGAAGAAGAUGAAGAAGAGGAGGAGCAAAACUAUGCUACCCUCCAGCGUCUUGCCGCUGCAGACGAGCGGACCAAACACAUGACUAGAGAAGAAUACGUUUUCUGGUCCGAAUGCCGCCAGGCAUCGUUCACAUACCGCAAGAGUAAGCGGUUCAGAGAAUGGGCUGGGUUUGGGAUUGUUACCGAAUCGAAGCCCAAUGAUGAUAUCGUCGAUAUUCUCGGCUUUUUGACCUUUGAGAUUGUGCAGACUCUUACCGAAGAAGCGCUCAAGGUCAAGGAACGCGAAGACCGCGAGAAAAACCGCCGUGGAGGAGCAGAAAACAGCGCAGAAGAUACAAAGAAACGCAAGCGCGAGACGGGGCUCUUCGAUCCUCCUGAGGAGGGCCGUACGCCUGUGGAGCCGAGACACAUUCGCGAGGCGUACCGCAAGCUGCAAGCUACUCCGAACAAGAACAUUGCGAUGCUCCUUCAUAAUGGCCGUCUGCCAGCGCGAAUGCCUCUUCGAUUGUUUUUGAUGGGACUGAGCAUUUGA
Aspergillus nidulans FGSC A4 is the source of this 1092-nucleotide messenger RNA. Its product is annotated as transcriptional regulator SPT3. NCBI's taxonomy places the organism in Eukaryota, Fungi, Ascomycota, Eurotiomycetes, Eurotiales, Aspergillaceae. The transcript has 4 exons. Gene Ontology annotation, biological process: transcription by RNA polymerase II; regulation of transcription by RNA polymerase II. Gene Ontology annotation, cellular component: nucleus; SAGA complex. The coding region runs from base 97 to 1092 and encodes 331 amino acids. Gene Ontology annotation, molecular function: protein heterodimerization activity. The record is from RefSeq and is a predicted model, not a curated record.